AAACAUCAAAACAAAUUUUGUGGGAAGUUAGCAAAUAUGUGAUUUUCGUUCCGCAGUUUUUUUAUAUUAAUUUUCUUAUCAAUUUCAUAAAGGAGUGUUUCGAUUUAGAUCCUAUAUGUUGCAAUUGCAACUCAUUGUAGUUGUUGUGUGACGGACUAAAUUGCAAUAUUUAAAAUGUGUUGUAAUUUGUGAUAAUUAUAAGCGAAAAGUGUGUGUUGUGAAGUGAAGCGACGGCCUCUGCGACUAAACGUCUUCAGCACAAAACAAAACACAUACGGCUUGUGCGAACAAGCCAAGUGGAAACUUUCACAAUCAAAACAAAAAGGAUCAGCAAGCAAUACUGCAACGCCGCCGCAGGAUUAUAGCAUCAUAAAAAUAUUUGACUACAAAGUAUAUGUAAAUUGCGGCAAAGCGUGUUUACGCACACCCACUCUACACUAACCUAAGCAAAGAUGUCCACAGAAGAGCCGAUUUGGCGUCAAUGUAUUGCCAAUCGCUUGCGCGAUAGAAAUCGCAAUGAAACCAAAGGAAAGGAGAUUAUACUGCAAAAUAACCGUCUAAUUGACCAGGCUUCUCAACUGAAGGCGGAAAAUUUAAAGAUUUCCGUUGAAAAUGAGCAACUGCGCACAGCACUUUCAACAGGUGGUGGCAAAGAUGCUACGGGCGCACAAUUAGCCAUUGCAGCGUUGGAGAAGAAACUAUUGGCACAACAGGAAGAAUUGACGGACUUACAUAAACGUAAAGGCGAAAAUUCUCAAAUGAUUGUCGACUUAAAUCUCAGCGUGGAGAAGCAGAAAAAACUCAUAGCCGAGAAAGAUUUAAUUAUAAACGAACAACGAGCUGCCAAUAAUUCAUUACGUGCAGAGGUGGAAAUGUUGAAAUCAAGCUUGGAACAGUUAAAGAAACUUAAUACGACAUUGCUAGAUGAGCAUACUGCGCUCCAAUUGGCGUUCAGCUCUUUGGAGGAAAAAUUGCGUGGCGUGCAGGACGAGAAUCGCUGCCUACUGGAGCGUUUGAUGCGCUACAAAUCGAAGGAUGCCGACAAGUUGAAUGAGGAGAACGAGAAUUUCCUAAGAAAACGACUGCCGUCAAUUUUCAGAAAACGUUCGGACAAAUUGAAACGUGAUCUCGAAGACGCCGUCCGUGAGCCGAACUCACAGCAUCGCAAUUCGGGUAGUCCAUCGCAAUUGGGCGGUGACGACGGUGACAAUAUAUCGUUGACAGCAGUUGGUGGCGGCAAUAACGGUGCAGUCGGUGGCAUAGACUAUUAUAAUCUCGAUGAAAUGUUGGGACCACUGCAUGAGCCCAACUUGAAUCCAUGUUUAGUGUCUUCCUCAAUACCAACAACAAUAUAUAUGAAAUUCGAAGCGCACGACAAUGAGUCACAUGCGGUGCGCUGGAGUCCGGUGGAACGCCUCGUGGCGACCGGUGGCGGUGAUCGCAAAGUUAAACUCUGGGAUGUGGGGAAAGUGGCGCAGGAGCCGCGCGCAGUUUUGGGCGGCAGCAGCGCUGGCAUAAAUUCCGUGGAUUUCGACUCGACCGGCACUUACAUACUGGGUACCUCAAAUGAUUAUGGCGCACGUGUGUGGACGGUGGCGGAUAGUCGUUUAAGGCACACACUCACCGGUCACAGUGGCAAAGUGAUGGCCGCCAAAUACCUACAAGAACCCAUCAAAGUGGUGACUGGCAGUCAUGAUCGUACACUAAAGAUUUGGGAUCUGCGCAGCAUAGCCUGUAUUGAGACGAAAUUCGCCGGCUCCAGUUGCAAUGAUCUGGUAACCACCGACAGCCUCGGCUCGACCAUCAUCAGCGGGCACUACGACAAAAAGCUGCGCUUCUGGGACAUCAGAACGGAGAAGCAGGCGGACGACAUAUUGUUGCCAGCGAAGAUCACAUCGAUUGAUCUGUCAAAGGAUGGCUACUACCUAAUCUGUUCCAUUAGAGAUGAUACAAUAAAACUAUUAGAUUUACGCAAAAAUCAAAUAAUCGGUUCAUUUUCCCAUGAAAAUUUCAAACUCAGCUGUGAUUGGGCGCGAGCCUCAUUCAAUACAUGCGGCUCGAAGGUGGCGUGCGGCUCAGCCGACGGCUUAGUCUAUAUCUGGAAUGUCAUGGGCGAAUUGGAGGCGACGCUCAAGGGUCACACUUAUGGUUCCGGUUUCUUUCACAGCUCGGCGGUGAACGCGGUCAGUUGGUGCCCCAACAGCAAUGCGCUGGCCACCGUGGGCAAAGGCAAACGCUGCAUCAUUUACACUGAAUCGUAGCCGCGCAGCGAGCGGCCGUGACAGCCGAGGAGGCGACAACAACAGCAACAACAGCAGCGCAGCGGGGCGGGCAACAUGGCUAAGUGGCAGCUAUUGUUUGGUGGCGGCGGUUGCAAGUGGCAGCAACUCUACCAGCGAAGCGCAAUUUACAUUGUAGCAACAACAAAAACAGCAAGAACAACAACUGCAACGUGUGCAAGCUUUGGUGCGUCGGCGUGGGCGUGCUUUAGGGAGGGGGUGCAACCGGCAACUGAUGAAAGUAAUUGUGUAUUUUCGCAAUGUUGCAAGUCUAUUUUUUCUAUUAUUUUUUUUUAGUCGUAAGUAAAAUUUGCUUGCAGCAAACUUAAAGUCAAUGUUUAUAAAUUAUAACAACAACAACAACAAUGGCAAAGAGUUACAAGUAAAGUGCGCUAAAUUUAUAAAAAAAACAAAAAAAAAAUAAAAAAAAGUUUUGUAUUUGUAAAAAUUAACUGUUAACUAUCUAUAAGCAAUUCUCUCGGUAUAUGUAUAUUUGCAAUAAUUUUUGUAAAGCAUAUUCAGAAAUUUUAAUUAUUAUGUAUUGGAAAUUGCACGGCAGCAAAGUGAAUUUACUGCGAACAUUAAAAUUUGAUCAUUUAGAUUUUUAUAAAUUUUAUAUACUAUAUAAAUGAUAUGACUGCUACAAUUAUAUAUUUCUAUUAAAAAAAAUACGUUUGUGGAGAUUAAUUAAAUGAAUUUUCUAUUUAAUUUUUUUUUUGUAAAUUUUGGCUUGUAUGUUGUGCACCUAAAAGUAUGUGUUUCGGAUUUUUUUUAUGAAAAAAAUUUAAUUAAACUAAAUAUAACUUUUCUAAGAACAAAAUAAUAUUUCUCAUUG
Molecule: messenger RNA, 3114 nt
Organism: Zeugodacus cucurbitae (melon fly)
Lineage: Eukaryota; Metazoa; Arthropoda; Insecta; Diptera; Tephritidae
Gene: Atg16
Product: autophagy-related protein 16
Exons: 10
Coding region: 453-2261 (602 amino acids)
Biological process (GO): autophagosome assembly
Cellular component (GO): autophagosome membrane
Molecular function (GO): protein binding
Source: RefSeq, a predicted model, not a curated record